AUGGAAGCAGCAGGCAUUACCAGUCAUUCUGCGGAGUCCAUGCGAAGUCAUUUUCGUCAAGUGUUAUGCGCCCAGUUACCAAAAACCUCCUUGGACAGCGUUGGCCAACGACCACCUAGAAGCAGACGUCAUGAAUACACGGAAAGGGAAGAUCGGGCCAUUAUUGAUUAUAUUAUACAAAACAAAUGUUACGCUGAGGCAAGCACUCGUAAAUUUUGGUAUCGCUUGGAACGUGAACGGUUGACCACCCAUUCUGCUGAGUCAAUGCGCAAUCGGUUUCGACGUCGUCUUCUGCACCGUACCCUUGCAGAAUUACGUUGUUUGCUUACUUUCGAAGAGUAUGAAGCCACCGUGCACCUUUUGAUCCGUCCGUCAGCGCAGGCGCGAUCAUUGUGUGGACAGUCAUCAUUAGACUUCACUGAUGACUUCAACAUUAUAGAAACUACCACCGAAGAUGGUACUGAUGUCUCUCAUACUGUUUUGAAUCAUUCUUCCGGCGGCACACUGUCGGGAUCACGAACAGAUGACUGGGGAAAGUUGUCUCAUACAUCCAUUUCGCACUCAACUCCUCACAAGAAACCAAUCAACUCCAACCUAGGAUUCCAAGUUAAUGGUUUACCCCUCCCAGGUCCCUCUAUCCGAGCAGUUUCUCCUACACGUUUGCCACCCAACCGUGAUUCCGAUAACACACCAUCCCCCAUCUCCCCCGGCCCUCCAUCCGCUCCUGUCCCGGACUUCGUUCGAGAAAUUAUGCAGUUUUCCAAAAUGGUCACCAGCGAGAUCGAAGUUUACGUUUUGCUCCGCAUGACAAACGGUUCAGUGUUAGAAGCUAAGAACUUCCUACAAACCGGAUUCCGACGUCCUGAUCUACCUCCCUGUCAGAGUCCACCUCUUUGGACAUUAGAUGCGGACACACAAUUGGCCUCACACGAUCCGGACGUGUUGCGUCGAGUGAUAGAUCGAUUCGGGGUGAACGAAGUGUGUCGGCGCAUAGCUUUCCUCUCGGAAACAUGA
Messenger RNA from Echinostoma caproni, 1014 nucleotides. The record is from the annotation of a GenBank genome assembly. Lineage: Eukaryota; Metazoa; Platyhelminthes; Trematoda; Plagiorchiida; Echinostomatidae.